AUGUCUCGAAUCUUCUCUGCGUGGAACAAGAACAAGCUCCACUUCAACUUCUUACCUACUCUGUUCUCUUCGUCGCACACCACCAAUUCUGGGCUUUUCCGGCCCACGAUUCCGAGACUCUACAGUAGCAACAAUGGGGAGCCACCACAGGAUUGGCCUCACGACGCUGCCGUGCCUUCGAAAACUCCUUUCACUGUUAAUUUUGUUCGGGCCUCCGCUGGGCCCCGCCAAGAGAACAUUGCGUGGGUCGGAGGCUCCAAUUUGGGCAGGGAUUUUCCGACUCCCAAGGAAAUCUGCAAGGGUCUCGAUAAAUUUGUUAUUGGGCAACACAGGGCCAAGAAGGUGCUCUCUGUAGCGGUUUAUAAUCACUACAAGAGAAUAUUCAACGGGUCAGGGGAAGACGAGGGAAUCUCCGAUGGAUUGCAUGAUGAGGAUAAUGUGGAGCUGGAAAAGAGUAAUGUUCUCUUGAUGGGUCCAACUGGUUCUGGGAAGACAUUACUUGCGAAAACCCUGGCUCGUUUUGUGAAUGUUCCCUUUGUCAUUGCUGAUGCAACUACACUAACGCAGGCAAUUUUGGCGGUACUGAUCCGAAAGGGGAAAUUUUCUAAUUUGCAGGCUGGUUAUGUUGGGGAAGACGUUGAAUCAAUAUUGUACAAACUUCUAGCGGCAGCAGAGUUCAAUGUUCAAGCAGCUCAACAAGGGAUUGUUUACAUUGAUGAAGUGGACAAGAUAACUAAGAAGGCUGAGAGCUUGAAUAUUAGCCGAGAUGUUUCUGGUGAGGGUGUUCAGCAGGCAUUAUUAAAAAUGCUGGAAGGAACUAUAGUAAACGUUCCUGAGAAAGGAGCAAGGAAGCAUCCACGGGGUGAUAACAUACAGAUUGACACAAAGAAUAUUCUCUUUAUAUGUGGUGGAGCAUUUGUUGAUCUUGAAAAAACCAUUUCCGAGAGACGACAAGAUUCUUCAAUUGGUUUUGGAGCACCAAUCCGUGCCAAUAUGAGAACUGGUGGAGUUACAGAUGCCGCAGUUACAUCAUCUUUACUUGAGUCGGUGGAAAGUACUGAUCUUAUUACAUAUGGUCUCAUCCCAGAGUUUAUAGGACGAUUUCCAAUCUUAAUUAGCUUGUCGGCUCUAACUGAAGACCAACUUAUUCAGGUCCUCACAGAACCAAAAAAUGCUCUUGCUAAGCAGUACAAGAAAUUAUUUAACAUGAAUAAUGUAAAGCUACACUUCACAGAGAAAGCUCUGAGAUUGAUUGCAAAGAAAGCAAUGGCCAAAAAUACUGGUGCCAGGGGUUUAAGAGCCCUACUGGAAAUCAUUUUAACGGAGGCCAUGUUUGAGAUUCCAGAUGUUAAAGCAGGAAAUGAACUGAUUGAUGCGGUUGUUGUUGAUGAGGAGUCAGUAGGAUCAGUAAAUGCCCCUGGGUGCGGAGGAAAAAUUCUCUCUGGCGAUGGUGCUUUAGAUCUGUACCUAGCUAAUAUGGAGGGUUCAGUGGUUAACCAUAACGUAGCUGAACCAUACUUACAAGAGGGGGAAUCAGAGAUUUCAUCAAGAGCUAUGAGCAUGCUGGAAGUGUUUAAUAUGUGGGAGGACGAGGUAAGAAAAGAGAUGAAGGUUGGGUGGUAUAGUUGA
This is a messenger RNA of Sphenostylis stenocarpa, 1629 nucleotides long. The record is from the annotation of a GenBank genome assembly. Lineage: Eukaryota; Viridiplantae; Streptophyta; Magnoliopsida; Fabales; Fabaceae.